AUGGUGGCUCCACAAAAGAACACUGCUCCAUUGGAGAAGAGGCUUGAAGCUGUGGAAGAAGCCCUGGGAAAGAUUUCAGAAGAACAACAACAGCAGAAAACGGUGAACCAACAGCAAGCUAGGGCUACGGAAGAUAACAAGCUGAUGCAGAAUGAGAUCAUAAGGAAACUUGACUUUCUCAUGGGGAAAGUGGAGAAGAUAGAAAGAGGUAAGACGGCUGAAACUCCCAACUCUAGUCUUAACACCCCCAAUGUCACCAUUCUAGACAAGAACCCUAGCCAGGAGAGCCAGAGGGCUAGCGGUUCUGCCAGUGGAGGACCUGAACUCGUUUUGGGUCGUUCGAAGGGCUAA
Molecule: messenger RNA, 351 nt
Organism: Lactuca virosa
Lineage: Eukaryota; Viridiplantae; Streptophyta; Magnoliopsida; Asterales; Asteraceae
Source: the annotation of a GenBank genome assembly